AUGGCAAUAAAUUUGUGUAGAAUAUUGCGGAGAAGUAAUAGAAAAUGGGGAAAUGAUUGGAAGGGUAAUGGAAAUUUCAAUUUAAACAAAAAUGAUAACGAAUCUGGAAAGAUAAAUGAAACAUUUGACGAGCCAUUAAAAGAGAAUGAGGGAUAUCCAUCUUAUAUUCAACCAAGUGGAAAUAAAACAAAUUGGUCAGAAAAUUGGAGAAACGAAAAUGAGAAAAAAAAAUAUAAUUUUUCUAUAUCAGAAAAUUAUGCAUAUAAUGUACCAUAUAAUUAUAAAAUUGUCAUACCACCAUCAAAAAAAAAAACAAAAGAAACUGAUGAAAGAGAAAUAAAAGAAGAAUAUAGUAGAGACGUAAGUAACAACUUAACUUAUACAGAUUAUUGCGGAUUUAGAAAUCCAACUUUAGAAACUUUUGAUAAUUAUAGAUAUUGGCAAGACAGUGGAUUUAAAAAAUUUAUGAAUAGAAUUUUUCCCAUUAAAAUACCAGAACAUAAAAAAAUAAAUCCAUUAUUAAGAGAAUAUAUUUACUUUUUACAUUCCUUAGAUCCUUUUCGAUUUACAUUUAAAAAAUUAAGUGAAAGGUAUUUUUUUUCAGAAAAUUGCAUAAAAGCAAUAUACAAAGAAGAAAGUGUAAAAAAAUUUUUAGAAGAAAAUCAAUUAUGUGAUGAUAAAACAAAAAGAAUAUCAAAAAAAGAAGCAAUAUUAAAAAUAAAAGAAUUAAUUUAUUCAAAAAAAAUUGGAUAUAAGGAUAUUGGGGAUUAUGAAAAUCUACAAAAUGAAGAAGAUGAAUUUCAAGGAUAUAAAAAUACUUUUGAUCAAAUUAACAGACAAGUUGUCCAAGUAGAAUCUAUUUCAGCAUUUCCUUUGCCGAAUAGACGAAAUCCAGUUCCUAAGAGGGUUGAUGUUGACAUACCUGUAUUUAAUUCAGCUAAUGUUAAAAUAAUGAAUUGGAUUAAUCCUAAUGAUAAAGUGAUAUUUUAA
Plasmodium berghei ANKA is the source of this 990-nucleotide messenger RNA. Its product is annotated as conserved protein, unknown function. The record is from RefSeq and is a predicted model, not a curated record. Bases 1 to 990 code for a protein of 329 amino acids. The transcript has a single exon. NCBI's taxonomy places the organism in Eukaryota, Apicomplexa, Aconoidasida, Haemosporida, Plasmodiidae.